CAUGGGUGGAAAAGGGUCCCAGCUCCGUUUAACCGAGCAACAUCUGCGUCUCCAGGCCGACGCUCCAUAAACUGACAACAAACAGAGGGCAACUUUUUCUUCUUAUUAUUAUAUUACUGUUACGAGAAUACGAUAAACUACUUACAGCCCCAGGACAGACCAGGGAGCUGGAAAAGUUAGUCCGUCAGUGUUUGUUUUUUUUUUUUCUUUUUGCGGCAACAUUUAAAACAAAAAAAGAGCUGAUGAAAUUAUCAGAGAAGUGAGACUUCGGGGAGCCGCUCAGCAGGAGGUCUCGACGCUUUUCCGACCAUGCCACCGCUGACGGGCUGGUGGAUUUCAUCUUCCUGUGUCACUUUGACAUCUUCAAAGGUAUGACGGACAAACGAGACCAAACUUUCCCUCCCUCUGGUCGUCAGGAGGGAGUUAAUGAAGAAAUCUGAAGGUAAUUAAGACCAGCUCCGGGGUUUUACUGAACAACUGAGGGACAAAAAGGCCUGACAAAGCUUGUGGCGCUUAAAGGGAGUCUGGGCACUCUGGCACACUCUGCAUUGUGAGUCUGGCACGUAUGCCUUUGUAUUUGAACCUGACUCUGUUCGGCUGGUGGGCCUUAAAUGCCGCUAAACUUUGCUGAAUUUGAGGUUUUGCCAGUGAAAAGUUACCGCAAAGUGGAAAGGAAAACUUCCUGACCCAGUGAGGGUAACCUCUGUGGGAUUCCUUUAUGUCUUGCAAAGUUUACAGCAGGUAACAAGCAGAGUGUCUUCAGUGAUCAUCCGUUUCCUGUUUCUUGAUGUUGUUUUGUACUUAAGUGUUCAACUGCAGUGUGAGUCCAGCGUUUUAUUGCAAAGACUCGAAAGGCCUCAGUAAUUUGAUGUCCGACGACUGCUUUUCUCUUCUAGGUGUCAAACGGGUUGUGAACCUUAGUCGAUGGAUUUGUCACCUUUAAUUCAAGAGGUUUUCACCUGUACUUUCUCCGUAGGCUAGAAACGUGGAAGCAUGGGCGACUGGAGCUUUCUGGGGCGGCUGCUGGAGAAUGCUCAGGAGCACUCAACAGUCAUCGGCAAAGUCUGGCUGACCGUCCUCUUCAUCUUCAGGAUCCUGGUGCUCGGCACCGCGGCCGAAGAGGUCUGGGGCGACGAGCAGUCCGACUUCACCUGCAACACCCAGCAGCCCGGCUGCGAGAACGUCUGCUACGACGAGGCCUUCCCCAUCUCGCACAUCCGCUUCUGGGUGCUGCAGAUCAUCUUCGUGUCCACGCCGACCCUCAUCUACCUGGGCCACGUGCUGCACAUCGUCCGCAUGGAGGAGAAGCGGAAGGAGAAGGAGGAGGAGAUGCGCAAAGCGAACAGGUUCCAAGAGGAGAAGGAACUCCUUUACAGAAACGGCGGCGACUCUGGAGGCGGCGGGAAGAAGGAGAAGCCGCCCAUCAGAGACGAGCACGGCAAAAUCCGCAUCAGAGGUGCGCUGCUGCGCACCUACGUGUUCAAUAUUAUUUUCAAGACCCUGUUUGAAGUGGGUUUCAUUUUGGGCCAGUAUUUCCUGUAUGGCUUCCAGUUGAGGCCCCUGUACAAAUGCGCACGUUGGCCGUGCCCCAACACUGUUGACUGCUUCAUAUCAAGGCCCACUGAAAAGACCAUUUUUAUUAUAUUUAUGCUUGUGGUGGCUUGCGUGUCUCUUUUGCUGAAUUUGUUAGAGAUCUAUCACCUCGGAUGGAAGAAACUCAAGCAGGGCAUGACGAAUGAGUUCGUCCCUGACAGCGAGUCGCUGCAGCGCACCGACGCUGAAGAGCCUCAGUGUUUGGCCUCAGUCUCCAGAACUGUCCCAUCCAGCCUCAGCUACCCUCCCAACUACAUAGAUGUGACGGCAGGCAGCGGGGCGUUCUUGCCACCUGUAAAGCCGGCGGCAAUGGCUUCAGCAGCGGAGUUCAAGAUGGGUGACCUUCAGCAGGAAGAGUCCCUUCGCCAGUCUUCUUCCCCUUCUCAGUACUACAUCAGCAACAACCACAGACUGGCCACGCAGCAGAACUGGGCCAACUUGGCCACCGAGCAGCAGACUCGGGAGAUGGGUUCCCCGUCGCCAUCCUCGUCUUCUUCUGCCAACAAUGAGAACGAACAGCAGCAGAUGCCGGCUGGUGCUGCGCUGCUUCUUCCCAGCAACAACACCAACAGCAAUGCCAACACCACCAACAACGCCGCCUCAGACAGCACUGGCGGCAGCAGCCCAGCCACCGACAGAGGCGGCGGAGGAGGCGACAACACGCAGGAGGAGGUCCACCGCACCAUCACGACGGUGGAGAUGCACGAGCCUCCGCACAUGGCCAGUACAGACCCUCGGCGGCUCAGCCGGGCGAGCAAGAGCAGCAACGUCAGGGCCAGGCCAAGCGACCUGGCUGUCUAGAAGCGCUUUGGCCCUUUAGGGUCCCCCCACCCCUCCAACAGCACCUCCGGCUUCCUUCUACCACGCCCUCCAACACUGAUUGUUAAACACGCAAGGAAAGCACUACAUUCUUGCUUUAGGUAGGAACCAGAUCUAAGAAAAAUACAAAAAGACAAAGUAACAAGAGGCAGGAAAGCAAAUCAGCAUAAAAUGUAGCUGCUAGUAUGGAAUCACUUCCCCAGACAGAAGGGUCCGACUUCACCCGUCGCUCCCUAGCCCCACCAAUCUAAGUCCUUUUCUGGCUUUCAUAUAUUUGAUCCCAUGGCCUAACGCAAACUAAAUUUACUAGUCAUUAGCUAUAACAGACAGGUUUUCAUUUGUAAGUGCGACAGCUGCCACCACGUGAGAACCGGGAAGGGUUUCGGACUCUGGGGAUUCAGGGUGGUGUUGAGAGUCUUGGGUCAAAUACUAUCGUCUCCAGCUGUAGCCUUUUAGUGCAAUCGGUGAAUUGUAGAGCUGCUUAUGUAAGGUUUGUUAAGACUGUGCACAAAAAGUAUGAUCACACCUUUUAACAAAAAGCAGAAGGUAAAAUUCUAUGUUGUUAAAGGCACAUUUUAGAAAUGUGGUUUGGUGGAAGACUUAGUGGUGCUUCACUCUUAUUUGUUGGUGCAAACUGACAUAUUUUCCUAAUGUCUGUGUGAAGAUGAUGAGAUUCUUACGUUAAAUAACGCUAUGUCCACGUCAUCUGAAGCUGGUUAUUAGCUUGGCUAUCUGUUCAGGUAGCAAGCCUAUCCGGUCAGCCGCUUCAGACAUGCCACUUGUUGUCGUUUUAGAACAGAACUGCCUUCAUAAGAGGGAUUGCUGGUGCUGAUUUCAGUUUCCAAUACCAUCAUACUUUUCUGUAAGUGAGGGAAACGUGUAGUGGCUUUGUCUUGGCCAGCUGCCCAGCAGUGCGCAGCAACAAGUGGGAGAGAAAGCACCGGUCACUUUGGCACUUUCUCUGAGAUUUCAUUAAGAUGGUUUAAAUAGUAGGAGUGGUAUAAGAGAACAUUUUAGUGCUUUAGAAAACUUAAAAACCCUGGUUUUCUUUGAUACGGCCUAAUAGUGAAUGAAAAUUUGCAUUUCAGCUGCAGGAAGCAAAAUGUCAGUGCUCUAUGUUAUGUUAUUGCAAUUUAUAUUAGCUUUUUUUUUUUUCUUCUCCGAAGAGUUUUUACGGCGCUAGUGGCUCGUAUUUUUUCUACAGUAGGCUGACAGGGAAGGAGAAGGGGGAAGACAUGCGGCAAAGGUCGUCGGGACCAGGAGUUGAACCCGUGACGUCCGUGUCGAGGACUAAGGCCUCCAAACGUGGGGCGUGCUAACCCCCUGCGCCACCACAGCAUGCCCCCAUGUUAGCUUACUUAUUGUUCAGUAUGAGGGUUUACUAAAGACUCUGAAUCAAUGUCACAUUAAAAGGUUGUAGAUGUUUUUUUUUAACAAGAUGUGACAACAUAAUUGUUUUCAAGACAGAUUAUUGCAAAAAGUGUAGUCCUACAACUCACCGAUGUACUGGCAAACUAACUUUGUUUUACCCUAAAUCCACUAUGUAUCUCUUUUGCCAAUGUUUUAAAAAUUUAACAGUCAGGAUGAAGGAAAAAUAAUUUUAAAAAACAAUGCAGGUCAAAAUUAACCAAGUGAUUCCUAUAGUUGACCUUGUCCUCUCAGAGAAAAUGGUUACCUGACUCUGCUUUCAGUCAACAUAAGUAAAAAUAUAUUGCACAAAGUUAUUGCAUGCCAAAAACUUUAAAAAUAUAAUCCAAAAAUACACCAGGCAACAUGAUAUUCAAAAUAUAGCAUCCCAGAGGGUUUUGGUUAAGGAUUUGUAACAAGUAUUUUGUAGUUAUUUGGGUGGGUUAUUUCUUUCCCCAAUAUACCCACAACUACCUUUUUAAUCACACCUGAACAACAAUAGCAACCUUGGAAGCUCCAUUAUUUUUUUAUUGUUACACACUUCAUGUGCUUCUUUAUUAGUUUUAUUCUGAAAAGUGCUAUUUUUUUAAGAAACUGAAUUGACUUUUACUCACAUACCCCAUCCCUGUAGUAGUCAGUUUUUGACUGAGCAGCAACUCAGAUUAAAAAGAAAAAACAAAAACAGCUGUUGUGCGUUUUUGAAACGCUGUUGUGCAGUACCCCCCACUAAUGCUUUUUAUUUCUCUUGUGCUCGUCGCGAUACUUGGACACCUUCAGAGAACCUGAGAUGUUAACUCAUCAACCGCCACGCACUUCUGUGUAUGUGGUGUGUCACUGUCUUGUUUGGUUGCUCACGCCGCAAGCAUUUUCAAAAUGCCGUUUCACUUUACAUUAACCUUAAUCUACGGUAUAUUGUCACAAGCCCCUCACCGGCGCACCUGAGUGAAAAACCUGAUCUGUACUUGACAUGUUACUGAGCAUAACAGCACAAUGAAGAAUUAGAGGGACAGUUAAGGAUUUAAAAGUGAAGUUCUGCUAAAGGUUUUUUUUAGCAGUUAAUAUCUUACUUGCAAUAGAUACGUAUCAAGAGAUUCUUAUUAGUAUAAAUCCACAUUAGCUAGCCCUGGAGACAGAAGCUAGUAGCGUCAGCAUCUGAGACUGAAGCUAGCUAGACUGAAGCUAGCAGCUGGUGAAGUUCUGCUAACGGUAUAUAAGCAGUUAACUUACUUGCAAUAGAUAAGUCUCAAGGCAUCUUCAUCAGUAUAAAUUCACAUUACCAAGCUCUGGAGACAGAAGCUACUAGCUAGCUUCUUCCUCAGUGGCAGAAGCUAGUAGCUAGCUUCAGCAUCUGAGACUGAAGCUAGCAGCUAGCUAAUUCAAAAAGAACAAAUCCCCAGUAUUCUGCCAUUUUAAAAAUCCUCAUAUCUCGAAAUGGUAUUCUUUGAGAUUUCAUAAACAUCUCAAAGUUUAGGAUUUUAAAGUGAAGUUCUCCUAAAGGUAUAUAAGCAGUUAAUAACUUACUUUUAACAGAUAAGCCUCAAGGCAUCUUCAUUAGUAUAAAUCCACAGUAACUAGCCCUAGAGACAAGCUAGUAGCUAGCGUCAGCCUCAGUGGCAGAAGCUAGGCUGAACUAACAACUAGCUAAUCCAAAAAGACCAAAUCCCCAAUCUUCUACCGUCUUAAAAAUGCUCCAAUCUCGAAAUGCCGUAACAGUUUAUGUAAAUGCUAUUUUAGCAACCUUAAAACGGUUCCUAUUAGUAAUCAAUGGCUAUUUAAACUGCUGAUUUUUUUUUACACCUGAAAUGGAGGUCAGAGUUGACACACCACCAGUGGCGUUCCAAUGUGAGAUGUGUACAGCGAACUAAGCACAGUUUCAUAGUUAAAUGUAAAUAAUAUAAAAGUAAAGCACUAUAAAAAGGAAAAACACUGGCUUAAACUGCAACAAACACCUGAGAUAUUCCAGGAUUAAUACAUAUUUUGAACAUGAAGAUAAUUGGUGGCGCACUGCCUUCGACUUCCAUUUCAUAUGUUGAUAUUGCAAGACGUGAAAAUGAUUUAACUCUUCAUAAAACAGUGUUUACAUAAACCACUGACAUUUUUGAUGUCAGAGUUAUUUUAAUACAAUGGACAUAUAAUUUGGUCUUGUCCCAUAUUAGACUAGACAUGAUGUUCAACCUUCAGGACCAACUCAUGAGGACUUACUAAAUGAAGAGACUAAGUGGGUUAUCUGCUGCUGUGGUUAGUCAUGUAACAGAACUUCACUUCAAAAAUAUGAAACUCCUUCCUUUAAUACUAUUUUAUGUAGGCAGUAUUUCACAUGUCGUCUGCACAGCCAGCAGCUGCAGUGAGGGACAGGAGUAGGAACAGGGUGAAGGAGGACAUUUUUCAGCAAAGUAGAGACGCUACAAAAUCAUGUUACUGUAUAGUCCAAGCAUAGUAUACCUUAUUUAUAGGUAUAAGGAUAGGUAUAAAACUAUGCAAGGAUAAAACACAAAGCUAAAACAAUCUUUGUAACUUCAAUUUAAAAAAAAAAGCACCAGAAAGACUCGCUUUUUUGCUAUUAUUAUUAUUUAUGAUUUUUAAUGUUUACAUUUUAGAAGUCGGUACUUGCACAUUUAGGAAGUAAAGGUGCUCCUCUACAGUAACAGAGCUAACAGUAUUAAGAGGCGGAGAGAUGUAAUGUGACGCAAGACUGCUAAUGACAAGGUGAAAAGUCUUAAAAACCACAACUGUUCACAGACAUAGGAAUACUACCAAAAGGCUCAUUCGUCUCACGCACUGAUAGCAAAGUGUCCGGACAUUGAAAAAGGAGAGAAAAACAAAAACAGCUGGAAUAUUUUUGUGUUUGUUUAGUUAAUGUGUUCCCACAAACCUGCUGGGACUCCGGUCAGACGUCACAUAUCAAGACAGCCCUGCCCGUUCAGAGAGAACGGGUAGCUGGCCCUUCCCCAAUCCCGCAACCCUGACAGGAUGUUGGGUUCAAAGAGCGUUGUCCCCGUGACUACUUGAAACUCUCUUUCCACUAACAGUAUUUUUUCAUUUAUUUUUUUCAUGCGGAGCAUGAUGUCUCUGGCCCAUCAGGGAGAAGGAACCAUCUCACGACGCUCACAGCUGCAAUCUGUUUUCAAACGCCGUCUUAAAACAAGAGAAGUGCCUUGUGUAUGAAUGAUGCUAUUUGUAAAGACAAGUUGAUGUAAAUGUUAAUUUACCUCAAGUGUUUACAAAAAACUGUUA
This is a messenger RNA of Xiphophorus maculatus (southern platyfish), 7053 nucleotides long. It is a transcript of the gene gja3, whose product is annotated as gap junction alpha-3 protein-like. The record is from RefSeq and is a predicted model, not a curated record. Gene Ontology annotation, cellular component: connexin complex. The coding region runs from base 994 to 2394 and encodes 466 amino acids. Gene Ontology annotation, biological process: cell communication. Lineage: Eukaryota; Metazoa; Chordata; Actinopteri; Cyprinodontiformes; Poeciliidae. The transcript is spliced from 2 exons.